Molecule: messenger RNA, 492 nt
Organism: Giardia duodenalis
Lineage: Eukaryota; Fornicata; Diplomonadida; Hexamitidae
Exons: 1
Coding region: 1-492 (163 amino acids)
Source: RefSeq, a predicted model, not a curated record
AUGAAGUCUAGAGCAUGUAGCCCUGCAUCUGACCUCAACGGAUGCUUACAAGACGAGAAUCAGUCACUUUCAACGCUUGGCCAUAGAACCCUGUCAUCUAGUAAAAUCAUCAACUGGUGGAGAUAUGCAACUGUUACAGGUGCGUUUAAUAGUGCGUGUGCAACUGUGACAGAAGCACUAAGGCCACAAGACAAGCCACAAGCACACUACAAAGGAACAAUACCUGAGGCUAAACGAUCCUCCAGCUCCUUUGGAUUUCAUAGCCCGACGUGGGGGUCCCCAGCAGUUAAACAUUGCAUUGAACAGCGCACACGCAAGCUCCUGGAUGUAAAAAUACCGCAUAUGGGACACGCACAGGCCAGUAACUCCGCCGCAGGAGGGCGCACUCAGAGUAGUUUUGAAGUGUGGGCCAGCGCCUCAAAUGUCUGGGACAGCGUCAGAAGGGUGUUGCGGAGCUCGUCUGUGGCUCCAAAACAGAGGAGCAGUCACUGA